AUGCUCACUGCUCUGCACAUAACGUUGCCCCCGAAGCGAGUUCACCGCGAGAGUCAGCAGCACCUACCGAACCGCUGUCUCGUCGUGAACGAGUCCACGUGUGAGGCCUCCCUCAUCUCCACGGAGGCCUCACUAAAGUACGCAACUGGCGCAGCGCAUGAGUCGUGUGAGACGGGAACCCGUUUUCGCUUUGGCCACGUCACCAUCAGUCCUCACCACGGCAGCAUCUUCGUAACGCAGGUGGCCCCAUUGCUGUAUGAUCUGUGCCGUAGUUUUUGGCUCUCAGCGUGCUGCAGCGAUGCGGCAUCGCAAAGCCAACCAUCUGUGUCAAAAAGCGCCGUUGACGCGGAUUCUGAUGCACCCAAUAUUCCUCAAAGCGGCUGGGAGAACCUGUCUUGGGACGAGUGUCGGAAAGUUUAUCAGAAGACGUGGUCGAUGAGUCGAUCAGUUUUUAUUUACGGUAGUCACUCCGCCACGGAACGCCGUGCACUCUUCCUGCAUCUUGCAAAAGCCACAGCCUUGGCGUUGCGGCAAGAAGCAGAUGCCAUGGGGGCCCAGCCGCCGGAAAGGAAUGAGUGUGACGUUGCCUUCUCACUUGUGGAUUUGUACCACGUGUGGGGGGUGGGAGACGUGCUGGACCCUAACGCCGUGAUGCACGACGAUCUUCGGCUGCAGCGGCUGAAGCGGGAAGAGCCACGACGCUCACUGAAUGAGCCGAAGGGCAUCGACUUUGUUGCGCCCACACGACAGGCGCUGGAGAGCCGAGACAGCGUAUCCACGUGUAUUAUGCGUGCGCUGCAACGCAGCGCUCCACCACGGGCGCUGCGCACAAGCGCAGAGAAGGAAGAGCACGCCGUGAAUUCGACGUUGGUGCUCACGUUCUUUGUUUCAAGGCGUUCGAAGCGGGGUCCAGGCGUGUCACGACGUGGGAGGAUGCCUGCAGCGAGGGCCGAGGAGGAAAGGGGCCGGCAGAAAAUUGGCUGCCCAACAGAGGCGAGGUUUCAUCUCAUACUUCUCCCCGACAGUACCGCUGCCGCACAUGGGAAGCAGGGGGCACAGGAGCUGGGGGCGCUUGCCAGUGCACUCCAGGCCUGCACACAGUGGCAAAAGGAAAUGCUUUCCGCUGAGGAUGAUUCCCGUACGCAGCGCGCGAAUGGAGUGCCAGUGACAGCUCGAAAUCUGGACGCAUCAUCCUCAGCAACGGCGUCGGCAACCAGCAAGCUGCCUUGGGUGCCGUUGCGAGAGUCCUCGCUGCUGCUUUACCUGUUUGAGUCCAACAUGUACUACCGUCAUCAGCUAGAGAAGAGUCUACGCAAUUUGCGUCUCUCGAAGGAACGACGACGGCCGUUUGGAGAUGGAUCGAGGUCUGUGAGCGCAAACGUCUCCACCCAAUCCCUGGAUGUGGCUAGAAGCGUCUCAUACAGCACAGCCGUCUCUACGGAGCAGAGUGGCUGUUGGAUGUGUGCUGAUGCAAACGGUGCCAACGUCCUUGACUGUAUAGCUGCAGGAAUUGGUCAAUGUCUACUUGUCCUGUGUGUUAACUCUGGUUGGGAUCAAUACUAUCAAGCUCGCACUGCGUUUCUGUUUGCGCAGCGCGCGACAAAACAGUUGGACCAGCCCUGCGUCUUCUUGGAACCCAAAUCAGAGGAAGUGUCCCAUACAUUUUCUGCAGAGCAGGUGAGAGGCAAUUCCCACAAGCCAUCGCCUCUAGCCUCGACAGCGAUGCAGUCUCCCUAUCAGUGCGCCCGGGUACGGCAUCUCCAGGGGCCGUUGCUCUCUCUGGAGGGGUCUGUGGCCGGGGUGGAGCGGCAACUCUGGUCUUCUCCACGGCGAAGAGAGGCAACACAGCCACGCCCCCCGGAGGCGGCCGGGCCCUCAGAUAGUCCGUUGGCGCCUUCUGAGGUUGCUGUCGUUGAGGAGGAGGGCAGCGACCGUGAUGCCGACCUCGAUGCGCCUUCUCAGCGGACGGAGGCGCAGGUCGUGCGCCAGCGUGUAGGCUCAGGGGCGGCUGCGGGCACCAAAAUAACCAGCCCCAUUGCGCCGUCGCCGGAGGCACGUAUACACUCUGGUCCCGUGCAGCAGCUUUUUCGCUGCGACCGCGUCGACCAACAAGCGGGGAUAAGUAGUCUUGGGGAAGAGACUGCCGCUAACUCAGGGCAGCCACGUGGGAAGACUGGCGGCUCUCAAGGCUUUUUGCCUCGUCCUGGCCCGUGCGGCUCCACCGCGUCCGCAGAGGACGUGAGUUUGUGUCCUCCUCCGGCAGAGAGGGGGGCGAUGGUCAACGACGUGCUGCUGAAACAAAGUCUUCUUCUGCAGGAGAACGCGGAGCUACGUGCGCUUCUGGCGAGACUCUCCUCUCAGCAGGCUGACACUUAUAGAGGGCAAAGGGAGUCAACCAGGAUAGCGGACGUCUGUGAUGCCGCGCUGCUGGAGUCACGGAGAACUGCCCGAUCAUCGGAGCUGGACGCGUUACGAAAGGAACUCUCAACGACGACAAAAAAGGCUCGUGUCCUGCAAAAGACACUUUCACGCUCAGUGGACGAUAAUCGCAAGCUGUGUCGUGUCAUGCAUGCUCAGAUGAAGCAGUGCCUUCUUGACCUCUCCCGCAUCUUUCAAGGCUCUCUGGGGGAGAGAGACUUAAAUUUUCCUGCGAUUGCGGAGGAACGAAUUCGUCGCUGGGAGAAGCUGCUUGAGAAAACAACAAGGCAAGUGCUGCGGCCUUUCUCUGGGGCGAGCCGUGCCGAAGAGGAGGCGGAGACGCCGGAGGAGGAGGAAGAAGAAGAGGCAACAUGCGCGGACAGUGGCGAUGGGGUUUGCCCUCAAAGGUGCCAGCCGAAACGCGUAACGAAGACGUCGCAUGCAAACAGUGCAUGUGCGCUUUUGUCGGAGGGGCGGCCGUCGGGCUCCUGCUGUAACGGAAGACACCAUCAAAAACGGCGGGAAGCCGAUGUCUUACCCGGCGCGAAAGCCGAGGGGCGGGACCGUCAAGCACCCAAGCGCUACAUGAAGGAGGAAGUUAAAUCACCUCUGGGAAGCAGCAUAACUCCACAACUGGCACAGCUGCUUCAGCUUGCCUACCGUCUUUUUCUCUGCGACUCCUCCUCUACCAAUGAGGAUGAUGAGAAUGGUGGUCACAAUGCCUUUGGGGGUUCUCUGCAGGAGGGUCCUGACGGAGCUAAAGUGGAGGCUUUUAGAACAACGCAUCAGAGUUUGUCAAGAAGCGUAUUAGAUAUUCUCUCGCCGCACCAGCAGGAGGCCCGCGCAGGGGCUGCGAGAGCUGAAAUUGAAGGACGUCCGGUUACCGGACGGAGGCCCGAGGCGGAGCUCUGUUGGAGGUGUCAAUUGUCUCGGCGCCCACGCUGCAACGCGGCGUAUACGAAGUUUCUGGAGAUUCUGCGCUCCUUGUGCAGACAACAGGUGACGAUAACCGGAGAAGCCCCCGGCUCGCAUCCUCAAGUCAUGAAGGAGACGGAAGAAGAAGAGCUAAAGGGUAUGAAAGGGGCAUCAUUCUCAGGGCAUGCAGUUCCCCCCUCCGGGCCUUGUUGUCCCCAUGAAGGGUGGGAGGACGUCUCAGCAGCAGGACUGCUACGCAAUGAAGGGGCUUUGUUGCUGAAGACGCGUCAGCUCUCUGAUUCCCUGCAGAAGAACACGGACACCCGAGCAAAGGAGCAAGCAGCUGUUCGAUCGCUGCAGAGUGAGCUCGAGAAGGAACGAGAGUGGCGACGGCAGCUUCAGGAUGAGCUCCUCAAUCUUCGCCUCCGCCUCAGCAAGUAUGAAUCGAAGUUUGCCUUCAUUGGCGAGACCGUGAAACCAAAAAUUUCACAGGACAUUGCUCAGCUAGAGCAGAAAAUCUCGGAGCGAAAAAAGCAAGAGGAUUUGGAGCGACAACGACGAGCGGCGUUCAUGUCGGAAAUCAAAAAAAGACUCCAGCGUGUCAGCGCUGAGGACGAUCUGAUGCCCCUCCGUUAUUCUUCCUCCUCUCCACUGUCACCCCGACAAUAG
Molecule: messenger RNA, 4002 nt
Organism: Trypanosoma conorhini
Lineage: Eukaryota; Euglenozoa; Kinetoplastea; Trypanosomatida; Trypanosomatidae
Exons: 1
Coding region: 1-4002 (1333 amino acids)
Source: RefSeq, a predicted model, not a curated record